CACGCGCGCUUACCAAAAUGAGCACGUUCUUCCAAGAUCCCUCUCCCUUCUACACACCCCACGGACCGGGGUCAGAUACUCUCCCACUAAAAACUGUCUGAAUCACAUGAGAACUCCGUUAAACGCUGGCCUUGGAAAAGUGGUCUACCAAUCUGACUUGCCCUCGGGAAUCCAACAAUUUUUGUUGGCAAGGGGGGCAAUUAGUGGACCCCAUGUUAAAACAUUUUUUACCAUGUAAUGAGUUCCCCGCCCACGGUACUCAUCACCGACAGCGCUCACUGGUCUCACCGCCCUAGGCGCUCAUCGCCGACAGCUCUCACCGGUCUCGCCUCCCAAGGAGAUCACCGCUCUCGCCGCCCCACAGCUUUCACCACCCAUGACGCUCAUCGCCGAUGACUCUCACCGGUCUCGUCACCCAUUGCGCUCACCGGAAUCACCAACUCGGCGCUCAUCGUCGACGAUACUCACUAGUUUCACCGCCCUCGGCGUUCAUCGCCGAUGGCACUCACCGGUCUCAUUGCCUACGACGCUUACCACCCUCGGCGCUCAUGAUGCAUGUGCGUUCAUUCAUUCUAGUCUACUCUCUUACAUGGCGCCCUUAUUGGGCCAUGACCUGCCACAUGGCGUGAGCGCCUUGAUGUGGCACGAGAACACGUGACACGUGACGAGCGAACGCUUGAGGUGAUGACACCUCCGACGAUGACAUGUCGACCCUACCCCCUAGCGCCACUGCAUGUCACUCGCUGUCCCCUGACGUCCACUAUUAAAGGUGCCUCUCGUCUUCGCCAAUGGUACGCGAAAAAUGUCUCGGCGAGCUCCCUUAAAGAGUCUGCAACUAUUAGCGACCGGAGUUAUCGCUCGCCCAGGCCCUCCUCUCCUACUCUAAGUUUUUAACUUCAUUCUUCCCGUCAACUUACCACUCGAUACUGACUUGAGCGUCGAAGGGUGUCCCCGCCGAGAUCGGCCGACGAACCUUUUACAGGAGGUGGUGGGAGUCGGCGUCACGAACAAGGAUUGCGGUGUAAGGUGAUUUGAAGGCUCUAUCGAUGCCUUUAGCAAGGAAUAUGACAUCAGCGACAACCCCGUCAUCAACAGUUUUCUUUCGCUCAAAUUACAUGGAAACUCACUACUGAUUCUCCGAUGGAUCUUGGCAGGAGAUUUCCAUCAUGCGAUGGGAGGUGCGAUACUGGAAGAUAUUUUUUGUUUGGCAAGUUCCCUUGAGUUUUGUUCUUGCUCGCAUGUUACUCGCUGAGUUAAUAGAGUAGGCCACCUUAUGGCAAAAAAAUUCUUUGGACCUAAGUUGUCCACAUCAGCCAUGAGUAACUAAAUCUGGACUUUUGGA
Linum trigynum is the source of this 1342-nucleotide messenger RNA. NCBI's taxonomy places the organism in Eukaryota, Viridiplantae, Streptophyta, Magnoliopsida, Malpighiales, Linaceae. The record is from the annotation of a GenBank genome assembly.